This is a messenger RNA of Paramecium primaurelia, 421 nucleotides long. Lineage: Eukaryota; Ciliophora; Oligohymenophorea; Peniculida; Parameciidae. The record is from the annotation of a GenBank genome assembly.
AUUUUGGUAAUCAAUUUAUAUAUAUAUUACCAUGAAAACAAUAAAAGGUAUUGGAGUUGAUAUUGUAAAUAAUCAAAGAAUGUUAAAUAUAAUCAAAGCUUAAUAUGCUGAAAGAUUUUUGGUUAAGGUGCUCCACCCAAAAGAAAUUGAAUAAUUUAAAAGCAAAUCAACAAUUUAAUUACAAUAAUAAUAUUUAGCAUCUAGAUGGGCUGUAAAAGAAGCGCUUGUCAAGGCUUCUAGUUUUAAAGAGCUAGUAUUUCCAGAAGUUGAAAUUUGUAGAAAAUAAGAAAAACCCAAUAUUGUUUUACAUAAUAAGAAUUUGGAAUAUUUUAAAAAGAAUUUUGGAGAAUAAUUUGAAAUUUAAGUUAGUAUCUCACAUGAAGAUAGUUAUUCUAUUGGAUUUAUUAUUUUAUUGAUAUGA